GUGUGUGUUACAAACAAGGGGGAAAAGCCACCUAAUGCAUACUUGAUUUUGGUAAUCUCCAAAGACAAUGGCAACAGUUAGAGAAAGACUGCGCCGAAUGCCCGAGCGUCUCAGCUCGCUGCGGGGAGCCCGGCUCCUGCUGUGUCCGAGCCGGCGCACAAUGAGAGGGAAGGGCCCGCUGCGCCCGCGGAGACGGCCGGUCAUUCUUCCGAGGGUGGAGGGGGAAAGCUGAUGAAAGUCGCCAGGGGCUCGGGCCGCACUUUUAACAUGCAUCCCUUGAGGGGGUGCCGGAGCCCCUGGAUUCUUCCCUCCCCCACUCCCAGCCCAAACCCCUGAGGAUAAGUAGGUCUCUGCCCUUUUAUCAUGCAUCUUUCAUUUUUCAGGUAGCGCUGUACUUAGGAAAAGAAAAGGCUAGGAGCUAUUUAGCAGCCGAGAGGUAAAGCUCUAUUCACUACACAGACUGACUACAGAAUUAGUUUUCCUGAAAUCUGGCUAAUAAUUUUAAUGGUAGAGAGCACACUCUGGAAGGAAGUUGUGUGUGGAUUUUGAUUUCUUAGAGAUGAUUUUGGGGAGGUGGGAACCCCAUUUUCUGAGGAUGAUUCUGAAACUGAUCCUGUAGCUGGUGGUGCUAAUCCGGAGGCUCCCGGGGUAAACAUAGCCCUUAAUUGUAAUUAAGAUGUACAUCAGCAGGGAGGGCACCUUCCCGAUGGAAAAUCCUAAUGAAAUGUAAACAGCCCAGUCACAGGGAUGUUUGCUUCGUGAUGCCAAACUUCUGGCCCCAUGCCAGGACACCUGGGUGAAAAGUAAGAAAUGGGCCAGGCUGCCUAAACAAUGUAAACAGCCUUCUGACGCCAGGUCCCCGGGGAAAUUGACGUGGAGAUGACCAGGAAACGGAGUUGUCCGUCACUGCUGAGUUAGUGCCUACCUCAUCGUGGAACGUUUCAAGUGAGCUCGACAAAGUGGCUGCACUGAGCUGAAGAGAGAAAUGGUGACUGGAAGAUAGAUCUGAGAUGAUAUGGUGGUUAAGAGAAUGGACCUGGAGCCAAGGGGACUGAGUUUGAAUCCUGACUCUACUGACUCAGACUGUCUGACUUUGGGCAAGCCAUUCAACCCGUCUGUGCUUUGGUCUUCUCAUUGAUUCUUUCCUGACCCUGGAUGAGCCCAUGAAUAACAUCACCACGUCCCUGGGGCAGACGGCUGAGCUGCACUGCAGAGUCUCUGGGAAUCCGCCUCCCACCAUCCGCUGGUUCAAAAAUGACGCACCUGUGGUCCAGGAGCCCCGGAGGAUCUCCUUUCGGGCAACCAACUACGGUUCUCGGCUGCGGAUUAGAAACCUCGACACCACAGACACAGGCUACUUCCAGUGCGUGGCUACGAACGGCAAGAAGGUGGUUUCCACCACUGGAGUCUUGUUUGUCAAGUUUGGCCCCCCUCCCACCGCGAGUCCAGGAUCCUCAGAUGAGUACGAAGAAGAUGGAUUCUGUCAGCCGUACCGAGGGAUUGCAUGUGCAAGAUUUAUUGGCAACCGCACGGUGUACAUGGAGUCUUUGCACAUGCAAGGGGAAAUAGAAAAUCAGAUCACAGCUGCCUUCACCAUGAUCGGCACCUCCAGCCACUUAUCUGACAAGUGUUCUCAGUUCGCCAUCCCCUCCCUGUGCCACUACGCCUUCCCCUACUGUGACGAAACCUCGCCCGUCCCAAAGCCCCGUGACCUGUGUCGCGAUGAGUGUGAAAUCCUGGAAAAUGUCCUGUGUCAGACAGAGUACAUUUUUGCGAGAUCCAAUCCUAUGAUUCUGAUGAGGCUGAAACUGCCCAACUGCGAGGAUCUCCCCCAGCCCGAGAGCCCCGAGGCUGCCAACUGCAUCCGGAUUGGAAUUCCCAUGGCAGAUCCUAUAAACAAAAAUCACAAAUGCUACAACAGCACAGGCGUGGACUACCGGGGGACCGUGAGUGUGACCAAGUCAGGGCGCCAGUGCCAGCCGUGGAAUUCCCAGUACCCGCACACGCACACCUUCACCGCCCUGCGCUUCCCGGAGCUGAACGGGGGACACUCCUACUGCCGCAACCCGGGGAACCAGAAGGAAGCGCCCUGGUGCUUCACCCUGGAUGAAAACUUCAAGUCUGACCUGUGUGACAUCCCAGCGUGCGAUUCGAAGGAUUCCAAGGAGAAGAAUAAGAUGGAAAUCCUGUACAUACUGGUGCCAAGUGUUGCCAUUCCUCUGGCCAUCGCUCUGCUGUUCUUCUUCAUCUGUGUCUGCCGCAACAACCAGAAGUCUGCAUCGCCGCCUGUGCAGAGGCAGCCGAAACACGUCAGAGGUCAAAAUGUGGAGAUGUCAAUGCUGAAUGCAUAUAAACCCAAGAGCAAGGCCAAAGAGCUGCCACUUUCUGCCGUGCGGUUUAUGGAAGAACUGGGUGAAUGUGCCUUUGGAAAGAUCUAUAAGGGCCAUCUCUACCUCCCAGGCAUGGACCACGCUCAGCUGGUGGCCAUAAAGACCUUGAAAGACUAUAACAACCCCCAGCAAUGGACAGAGUUUCAACAGGAAGCCUCUCUGAUGGCUGAACUACACCACCCCAAUAUCGUCUGCCUUCUGGGUGCUGUCACUCAGGAACAACCUGUGUGUAUGCUUUUUGAGUAUAUGAAUCAGGGGGAUCUCCAUGAGUUCCUCAUCAUGCGAUCCCCACACUCCGAUGUUGGCUGUAGCAGUGAUGAAGACGGGACUGUAAAGUCCAGCCUGGACCAUGGGGAUUUCUUGCACAUUGCAAUUCAGAUCGCAGCUGGCAUGGAAUACCUGUCCAGUCAUUUCUUUGUCCACAAGGACCUGGCAGCUCGCAAUAUUUUAAUUGGAGAGCAACUUCACGUAAAGAUCUCAGACCUUGGGCUUUCCAGAGAAAUAUACUCCGCUGAUUACUACAGGGUGCAGAGUAAGUCUUUGCUGCCCAUUCGCUGGAUGCCCCCUGAAGCCAUCAUGUAUGGCAAAUUCUCUUCUGAUUCAGAUAUCUGGUCCUUUGGGGUUGUCUUGUGGGAGAUUUUCAGUUUUGGACUCCAGCCAUAUUAUGGAUUUAGUAACCAGGAAGUGAUUGAGAUGGUGAGAAAGCGACAGCUGUUGCCAUGCUCCGAAGACUGCCCGCCCCGCAUGUACAGCCUCAUGGCAGAAUGCUGGAACGAGAUUCCCUCCAGGAGACCGAGAUUUAAGGACAUUCACGUCCGGCUCCGGUCCUGGGAGGGACUUUCCAGUCACACCAGCUCUACUACUCCUUCUGGAGGAAAUGCCACCACGCAGACAACCUCCCUUAGUGCCAGCCCAGUGAGUAAUCUCAGCAACACCAGAUAUCCCAAUUACAUGUUCCCGAGCCAGGGUAUUACCCCACAGGGCCAGAUCGCUGGUUUCAUUGGCCCACCAAUACCUCAGAACCAGCGAUUCAUCCCCAUCAAUGGAUACCCAAUACCUCCUGGAUAUGCAGCAUUUCCAGCUGCCCACUAUCAGCCAACAGGUCCUCCCAGAGUGAUUCAGCACUGCCCGCCUCCCAAGAGUCGGUCUCCGAGCAGCGCCAGCGGGUCAACUAGCACUGGUCAUGUGACCAGCUUGCCCUCAUCAGGAUCCAAUCAGGAAGCAAAUAUUCCUUUGCUACCACACAUGUCGAUUCCAAAUCAUCCCGGGGGAAUGGGUAUCACCGUUUUUGGCAACAAAUCUCAAAAACCCUACAAAAUAGACUCAAAGCAACCAUCUUUGCUAGGAGACUCCAAUAUUCAUGGACACACCGAGUCUAUGAUUUCUGCAGAAAUGUAAAAUGCACGACUUUUGUAAAUGUGGUAUACAGGAAAAACUAGAAGGCCGUAGAAAAGAUUUAUAUUCAAAUGUUUUUACUAAAGUAAGGUUCUCAUCUGGCAGACAUUGCAACAAGUAUCUUCUGUGAAGUGUAACUGUGUCUUAGCAAGCAGAGCAGACACCAGCCAAAAAAAAAAACGCUGGGGAUUAACACUCCAUCAGGGUGCAUGCCCUGGCGUUGGGAUUGGUACCUCUGGUUUCAAGUACUGAAAACUGCAAACCAGUGAGGAGGAGAAUCUCAUGAUUAAGUAUCAAACCAAAAAGGAAAGUCAGAUGGUGCUUCGUAUCUUCACCUUCGGUCGUCACGACUGGUCCCUCCGUGAAAUGUAUAUAGCGUAGCGUUUGUCUACCUGCUGUCUCUUCUUCAGGACAGAUGUUCAGGAAUGAUGUUGAUUCAUUUUAGACUCUAUGCAUUUUUGUAUGGAAGUGAUGUUCAGAAUCAAUGAGGAAACCUUAGGCCAAAUUUGAAAUCCUAGAUGGAAACGAGCCAUAAGACAAGUAUAAGAUCCCCUGAAGCCUUGUACACAGUGGGGCUUCUCUGGAAAGGUGCAGAGUGUGCCUCUUUGUGAAUCUCCUCUGCUGAUCAUGAAGGCCUUUUCCACAUUUUCUUUUUCCACAAUGUGUUUACACAAGCCCUUGAAAUAACAUAGGGCAUCAGACCAUAAGAAGGCUAGAUGUGGAUGCUGGAAUUGAUUGUUGGUUGAUAGCACACUUCAUUGCAUUAGAAAUGAGGCACCAAAGGAUGCACAGUCAGGAGAAUGGCCCCUGGGCCUAGAUCAGCAUCCAUGGGAGAGGAACAAGGGUUUCCACGGCGACAGCGUCUCAGAGCAUCCCUGGACCAAUAACAUUGAGAAACAGAGGUGUGACUGCAGACC
Molecule: messenger RNA, 4702 nt
Organism: Diceros bicornis minor
Lineage: Eukaryota; Metazoa; Chordata; Mammalia; Perissodactyla; Rhinocerotidae
Gene: ROR1
Product: receptor tyrosine kinase like orphan receptor 1
Exons: 10
Coding region: 1164-3788 (874 amino acids)
Biological process (GO): positive regulation of kinase activity; protein phosphorylation; cell surface receptor protein tyrosine kinase signaling pathway
Cellular component (GO): signaling receptor complex
Molecular function (GO): protein binding; protein kinase activity; ATP binding
Source: RefSeq, a predicted model, not a curated record